Molecule: messenger RNA, 555 nt
Organism: Hydatigera taeniaeformis
Lineage: Eukaryota; Metazoa; Platyhelminthes; Cestoda; Cyclophyllidea; Taeniidae
Source: the annotation of a GenBank genome assembly
AAGCUGCUGGCUUCUAAGCCCUCAUCGACGCUCCCAAUAUCGUCACUGUGGAAACAGACGUUGGAAGAGUUCGGAAAAUGGUUGUUUGAGGUCCUUUCUCCUGAUAACGAUAGUUCUCGCAAUCUCGUUCCAGCUCCCUACAAUUUGCCCUUCUAUGAGGUGUUUUACGGGCCAACUCAGGAAGCAGAGAUCAUGGCGCUCACGCGAAAUUUAAAUCCGCCUUUAAUUAAGAGCAUUCAGGAUGCGCUCUGCAAUACCGACUGCUUUUUUCCGAUAGCGGAUCACUUUGAUUCUACCGUGUUGGACCUGUGUGUUGCUUACAAAAUCUACAGAGAGAGCAGCUCUUUGAUAAAUGUCUACGAUUGGUUGAUUGCAUUCGAUGCUAUAUUGGAACCGUCUUCAGCCCCCGCGGACACCGGUCCCAGUCGUCUCAUUCGGUCUCGCUUCCUUCGUGCUUUGCUUGACUUAGAGCAGAUGGGAUUGGUGCGGCGUACCAAGCGUAGACGAGAUCAUGCACAGAAAAUGCCUGUCAUGGAAGUACCUGUCAGGCCUUAA